UUAAAGCAGACUGCCUCCGUCUUGCAAUCUAAGAUGCUACAAGGCUCAAAUAUCUUCGGGCAUGAGAGGCCCUUGGUCGUCAGAGUCUCUUUCUCUGCCUGCGUUCUUGGUACUGUGUGCCUGCCACUGCUUGGACUCAUAAUUUGUGUAUUUAUAUCUUCUGUUUUUCACUUUGAAGAUGCCACUGGUACACACUGCCAGGUCCCGAAUUACCUGCCGUCUAUUAGUGCCUCGAUAAGCCUGAGUCCUGAGUGCUACAUAUGGCGCUUCUGUAUCGGCCUCCACUCAGCACCCAGAUUCCUGGUUGCCUUCACCUACUUCAAACUGUACAAAUCACGUUUUGCCUCUAAGUUUCCAGAGAGUCCCCUCAGCUGCUUGAACCUUGGCUUUUCCAUUUCUGAAAACCUCGGACUCCUGCUCCUCACCUAUGUGUCGUCCAGCGAGACGUAUUUUGUACAUAAGGAAGGAUUUGUUCUGUUCAUCAUCAGCUCUCUUAUCCACAUGCUGAUAACCUGCCGCUUAUGGAAAGCUAUCAAGAAAUAUUCACUAAGUCCUGAGGAUGCCAAGUCUCACAACUGGAAAGUACGCUUCUUACUUCUCAACGUGUGCUUUUGUGCUUUUGCUGGAUUCUUUUACUGGAAACACAACAUGUACUGUGAAUCAGGGAGCUACACAUUUUUCGCACUGUUUGAGUAUCUAGUGGUGUUCUCCAAUAUGGCCUUCCAUCUGACAGCCAUGUGGGACUUUAAGAGCCGUGAAGUUAUGGUCAUUUCAUCGUCUGAAGACAAAGACUUCUGACUAGAAACCCAAGGACUGAAUAAUAAAUUCACCACCGCUCAACCACCUGAUGAGAACAGCCUUGAUGCUGCUCAAGAUGAAGAGUGGGAUGAAGGCCUUUUUCAUAUAUUCCCCUGAUGGUGGCUUUGAAGUUCUCAAGCAUUCAUUGAUGUCAUACUUGAACACUCGGUGUGCACACAUGUUAUAAUGAGUUAAUUCAGUUCGCUGUAAGUGAAGUUUUUGCCUUGGUGUCUUUUUCACUGAUGCCUCACCUUCGAUACUGUGUGUUAUGUAACUUGAAAUUUUACCUUUUGUACAUUGCACAACAAAUUUAUGGUCAUACGAUUUACGUGCCUAAGUAAAGUGACUGUUUUUGAAUUAUGCUUGAUU
Messenger RNA from Salarias fasciatus (jewelled blenny), 1167 nucleotides. Its product is annotated as post-GPI attachment to proteins factor 2-like. Bases 34 to 798 code for a protein of 254 amino acids. The record is from RefSeq and is a predicted model, not a curated record. Gene Ontology annotation, cellular component: endoplasmic reticulum membrane; Golgi membrane. Gene Ontology annotation, biological process: GPI anchor biosynthetic process. The transcript is spliced from 5 exons. Lineage: Eukaryota; Metazoa; Chordata; Actinopteri; Blenniiformes; Blenniidae.